This is a messenger RNA of Odocoileus virginianus texanus, 2153 nucleotides long. Its product is annotated as olfactory receptor 6B9. Gene Ontology annotation, molecular function: olfactory receptor activity; G protein-coupled receptor activity. Gene Ontology annotation, cellular component: membrane. Gene Ontology annotation, biological process: G protein-coupled receptor signaling pathway. The record is from RefSeq and is a predicted model, not a curated record. Lineage: Eukaryota; Metazoa; Chordata; Mammalia; Artiodactyla; Cervidae.
GAAAUUUCAAAUCUUAUUUUUCUUUCCAUUUCCAUUUCCAUUGGGCUUCUCAAAGAAUAUGUUUCUCUUUUAAGAUUCAUUUAAUUUAUAAUCUCAACCCGAUUUUUAUCUGUUCUUUUACUUCUGUCUCCACUUAUGAAGAAAGUAUUUUUAAAUUUCCUCAGAUUAUAUAUUGUGCCCUGGGAAGCCCAGGACCCUUUCAAAUUGUCAAAUCUCCUGACUUCCCACUCCCAAGGCAGCUUCUUAAAUGCAACUUGCCCUCAAGUAGUGUCCACAAUAAGGAGUUUUAGAGUCAAGAAGUAGACACAAUUACUCAAGUAGCACUUCUUCCAAAAGUAUAAAAUACUUGAGCCAGUUUUUGAAGAAGAUGUAGAUGAGUUAUACAGAUUAAUUUGAGAUCAACUGUGAACUAUUCUAUAAUAUAUAACUAGUAGAUAUGUAUAUAUAAUAUUACAUAUGUAUAAAUAAAACUAUUAUGUAUAACUUUUACAUAUGUGACUAUUAGCGUUAGUGUUAUUAGAAGUCAUCUAAAACACUAAAAUAUAUUUAAGUAUUCUAAGAGGGUAAACAUUUCUUUAUUCAAUUUUUUUAAAGCUGUGGCCCUAAAAAUAGGCAAUGAAUUAUUAAGUACUAUUGCCAGUGUCUUCAAAAAACACAGGGCAUAGCUGAGGAGUAGACCAGAGUCAGCAAUUCUUCUGGCCAGGAGGGUCUUUCCGAGUCGAUAUUCUGCUUCCAUUUUCUCCAGACUUCAAACUUCCUCGCUUCCUGGACAAUCCUUGGCACUUUCUCUAAUUGUGAUGAUUUCCUACCUUAUAGCUGCCCCUGAAAUCUGUGAAUAUGAUGAUAAGGAAAGGAUUUUCUCCUAGUACUACCUGGAGGCCUCUUCAGAUCCAAAGGCCUAAACCCUGAAUCUGACCUCACGAUUCUACUUUGAGAUUUUUAGCUUUGUGUCUAUGUUCUAUUUGUUUUCAGGUCCUGUUCUGACACCUGAUUUUCUGGAGAAGAUGCUGUGGCCUCUAGUGAUCCAAAUUAUACCCCAGGACCAGAUUAUGACCCUAGGGUUGUGUUUAAUGUAGCCUGAGGGCCCCUUGCUCCAAUGUGAAUUCACUCUUCAAUCUGGUGCUGCCAUCAUUAAGUCUUUUGUCUUUUGAUGUCCUAAUUAUGUGGAAGGAAAAUAUCACUCAUAUUAGUGAAUUUGUCCUGCUGGGCUUCCCUACUUACCCUUGGCUGCAAGUUCUGCUUUUCUUCCUCUUCCUCAUCACCUACCUGUUUGUGCUGUUGGAGAAUGUAGUCAUCAUCCUCACUGUAUGGGUAACUGGAUCCUUGCACAAGCCCAUGUAUUACUUUCUGGGCACCAUGUCCUUUCUGGAGACCUGGUAUAUAUCUGUCACAGUCCCCAAGAUGCUAGCUGGAUUCCUGCUUUGUCCCAAUACCAUCUCCUUCUUGGGAUGCAUGACCCAGCUCUAUUUCUUCAUGUCACUUGCCUGUACUGAGUGUGUGCUCUUGGCUGCCAUGGCCUAUGACCGUUAUGUGGCUAUAUGUUGGCCUCUUCGCUAUCCGGUUAUGAUGACCACAGAAUUUUGUGUUCAGCUAACCAUCAGUUCCUGGCUGAGUGGCUUUAUUGUCUCCAUGGCAAAAGUAUACUUCAUCUCCCAAGUUUCCUUCUGUGGUAAUAAUAUCUUGAACCAUUUUUUCUGUGAUGUUUCCCCCAUCCUCAAACUGGCCUGCAUGGACUCAUCUGUGGCAGAGAUGGUAGACUUUGUGCUAGCCAUCAUCAUCCUUGUGUUUCCUCUCUCAGCCACUGUCCUUUCCUAUGCCUUCAUUGUCUCUGCCAUCCUGCACAUUCCUUCAGCCACUGGGCAGCGGAAGGCCUUCUCUACCUGUGCUUCUCACCUUAUAGUGGUAGUCAUCUUCUACACAGCCGUGAUCUUCAUGUAUGUCCGACCUCAGGCCAUUGCUUCAUUCAAUUCUAACAAAUUGAUCUCAGCCAUAUAUGCAGUCUUUACUCCCAUGCUCAACCCUAUCAUCUACUGCCUGAGGAACAAGGAAGUCAAAAAUGCCAUCAGAAAAACCAUGGCAAGUGGCCAAGCCCUUUUCUUGAGAGAUUCUCUUUGCUGAAGAAAUUCAGUUUUCAGAUUUUCUUCUUUUUUUCA